Egretta garzetta (little egret) is the source of this 1646-nucleotide messenger RNA. It is a transcript of the gene NASP, whose product is annotated as nuclear autoantigenic sperm protein. The transcript has 13 exons. Gene Ontology annotation, biological process: CENP-A containing chromatin assembly; DNA replication-dependent chromatin assembly. Gene Ontology annotation, cellular component: nucleoplasm. The record is from RefSeq and is a predicted model, not a curated record. NCBI's taxonomy places the organism in Eukaryota, Metazoa, Chordata, Aves, Pelecaniformes, Ardeidae. The coding region runs from base 367 to 1584 and encodes 405 amino acids. Gene Ontology annotation, molecular function: histone binding.
GGGUCGGGGUUGUCAGCCGCUGAAGAAUGCGGAAUGCAGGGGUUAUCGAGUGAAACAAAAAGGUCAUCCUUCAAAUCGCUUGUUAGGCUUGAAGUUUAACGGAUGCGGACGCUGUAGGUGCUGAAAACUUGUGCUCACCGGUUGCCUGCACAAAUCUAGUACAACAAAACUCUUUCAAGGACGAAUAAAUACACAAAUACCAGCUGUUGUUUCAGAAGUUCUUGAUCUAUGAUUUAGUGCUGGGGAAGCAUUGGAGUGGUUACAAGUAUGUGACUGGCGUGUAGUAGUACUCCUCUGUGGGCAGCUCUUCUUCCCCCGGUCCGAGGUACUGGACUGGGAUGGACCUUCUGGAAACGGAGCUGUGAGAUGCACCAAACUGAAAUUAUGGAUGUGGAUGGAGAAUCGAAGAAACUAUUGGGGUUAGGACAGAAACACUUGGUAAUGGGAAAUAUUCCAGCUGCUGUUAAUGCGUUCCAGGAAGCUGCGAGCUUACUAGGUAAAAAGUACGGUGAGACAGCGGAUGAGUGUGCAGAAGCUUUUUUUUACUAUGGAAAAUCUCUCCUGGAGUUGGCAAGAAUGGAAAAUGGUGUGCUGGGAAAUGCCCUAGAAGGGGUGCAGGUUGAAGAGGAAGGAGAAAAAGCUGAAGAGGACUCUGCGUUACCAACUGUUGAUGAAACAGAAGAAUCUGAAGAGGAAGAUAAAGAAAAUGAUAAAGCUGAGGAUGAUAAGGAGAAUGAAUUGACAGUGGAAGACAAGUCUUUACAGGAAAGUGAAGAGGAUGAAAUUGGAAACCUUGAGCUAGCCUGGGACAUGCUGGAGUUAGCAAAAGUCAUCUACAAGAGACAAGAAACAAAAGAAGCUCAGCUCCAUGCAGCUCAAGCUCAUCUAAAGUUAGGAGAAGUUAGCAUCGAAUCUGAGAACUACACGCAGGCUAUAGAAGAGUUUCAGGCUUGCCUGGCCCUGCAGCAGAAGUACCUGGAGGCUCAUGACCGCCUGCUGGCCGAGAGUCACUACCAGCUGGCGCUGGCCUACCACUACAACAGCCAGUUCGAUGAGGCUGUCUUGCAGUUCGGCAAAUCUGUAGAAGUCAUCGACAAGAGAAUGGCAAUGCUUACUGAGCGAAUAAAGAAGGCAGAAAAUGGGUCCCCUGAAGACGAGAAGGAGAUUGAGGAACUGAAGGGACUGCUUCCUGAAAUUAAAGAAAAGAUAGAAGAUUCAAAGGAGUCUCAAAAGAGUGCACGAGUAGCUGAGCUGGCACUGAAGGCAACCCUGGUUGGAACUACAUCUGGCUUUGCACAAACCGAAGACAGUGGUUCUGUUUCCACGAUCCCAGUAAGAAAAGCAGCUGAUGGCGCAGCUCAGUGUGUUACAGACAUAUCUCACCUUGUCAGGAAAAAGAGGAAACCAGAGGAGGAGACUCAACAGGGAGACAAUGAAGCUAAGAAAUCUAAACCAGAACCGGCUGUCAAUGGUGGCGGUGGUGAUGCGGCCCCCAGUGGAAACGAGGUUGCAGAAAAAAUGGAAGAGGAGACAGAGAAAAGGCCACAAGCGGAAUCAGGGGCUGCAGUUGAAAGCACAGUAUGAUAAUUCUUUAACCUUGGACACUCCUCUCCUUACAAGGAAAAUGGUUUUGUAUAUAGUGUAUU